Molecule: messenger RNA, 715 nt
Organism: Phyllopteryx taeniolatus (common seadragon)
Lineage: Eukaryota; Metazoa; Chordata; Actinopteri; Syngnathiformes; Syngnathidae
Product: large ribosomal subunit protein eL19-like
Exons: 6
Coding region: 89-679 (196 amino acids)
Biological process (GO): translation
Cellular component (GO): cytosolic large ribosomal subunit; ribosome
Molecular function (GO): structural constituent of ribosome; RNA binding
Source: RefSeq, a predicted model, not a curated record
UUACACCAUACGUCACCCUUAACGACUAUUAUAAUGGUUGCGACUGGACCGUCCCAUUCCCCGAGUCUUCGUCAAGCUAGCCGCAGCCAUGAGUAUGCUCAGGCUCCAGAAGCGCUUGGCGUCCAGCGUCUUGCGCUGCGGCAAGAAGAAGGUUUGGCUGGACCCCAACGAGACCAACGAGAUCGCCAAUGCCAACUCGCGCCAGCAGAUCCGCAAGCUGGUGAAGGAUGGCCUGAUCAUCAGGAAGCCCGUGACGGUGCAUUCCCGCGCCCGCUGCCGCAAGAACACGCUGGCACGCCGCAAGGGACGUCACAUGGGCUACGGUAAGAGGAAGGGCACCGCCAACGCCCGUAUGCCCGAGAAGCUGUCGUGGAUGCGCCGCAUGCGGAUCCUGCGCCGUCUCCUGCGCCGCUACAGGGAGUCCAAGAAGAUUGACAGGCACAUGUACCACAGCCUGUACCUGAAGGCCAAGGGUAACGUGUUCAAAAACAAGCGCAUUCUCAUGGAGCACAUCCACAAGCUGAAGGCAGACAAAGCUCGCAAGAAGCUCCUGGCCGACCAGGCCGAGGCUCGCCGCACGAAGACCAAGGAGGCCCGCAAGCGCAGAGAGGAGCGUCUGCAGGCCAAGAAGGAGGAGUUCAUCAAGAACUUGGCCAAGGAGGAAAAAGCCGCCAAGUAACGACCAUGUCAUUAAUAAAUGGAGUUCAUGUAACUA